AUGGGAUCAGAAGUUUCUGAAGUCGAUCAGCUGCUAAUCCACUCACUUUGUGAGGAGGUUAUUCAAUUUGAAGAGCACAUGUCUCAGCUAUACUUGGAGACCCAUAUGGUCGUUAUUGCUCCCAAUCUCACUGUUUUAGUUGGAGCGGGAGCUAAGAGAGACUUCUUUCCGGCCAAGACUAACAAAAAACCCACACCCAAGCACGGUUACCUUUGUGACACAACUGUGAUCAGAGAUGUACCAAGAAGAUUCAGGGGAAAGACUGCGCGAGUGUUGGCUGGGAAAGUUGUCAUCUGUGUUCGUUGCGAUCUGCUUGGUGAUGGACAUGGUAAUGCUGUGGGGCUUGAUUGCCUUCAGAAGAUAAUAACACUCUUUCACAGGGCGGCCCGAGAUUAG
Molecule: messenger RNA, 396 nt
Organism: Microthlaspi erraticum
Lineage: Eukaryota; Viridiplantae; Streptophyta; Magnoliopsida; Brassicales; Brassicaceae
Source: the annotation of a GenBank genome assembly